UAAGUAUAUCAUAUUUUAAUUUAAAAUAUAUCAUUUAAAAUAAGUACAUUUAUUUGAUAAAAUAGUAAUUAUAUUCUUACAUUUUUAACAAGGUUAUUUAGCAUUUCUUUGCGUUAAGCAUCUUUUACACUUAUAAUCUUCACAAUCUACACAAAUUCCAUUUUCAUUCUCAUACCCUUUUGGGCAUUCUUUCAAACAACUUUUUUAAUAUAAUACAUAAUCACUUUUACAAUUAAUACAUUCGCUUCCAUUUUCACACUCUCCACACGUUUCUUGGCAUUUAUUGCAUUAAUUAUUCUCAUAAAAAAAUCCUUUUACACAUACGCAUGUGUUGGUUCCUUCUUUAAAAGUGAACCCUUCUUCACAAUAAUCACACAUAGUAUCAUUACACUUAGCGCAAUUUUUAUCACAAUAAUCUAUGAUAACAAAAAGCUCCCUUAUUCCAAAAUACUCCCCAUAAUCUAGGUUUAAGUUUGUUGAGAGUACAAUGUCUAAAGUAGGUUCACUAUGUUUUACUUCUAUUUAAUAUUACUUCAUAGAGUCGAAAUAAUAUAAACCACAAACAUUAGUUCCCGAUGAUUAAAAAUCAAAUAUUUCCCCUUUAAAAAGUUAUUUAUCAACUUCUAUUGUAAAAUAUUCUUCUCUCCAAUUAUCUAUUUAGAAAUAUACUAAACCAAUUAUUAUUUAAUGAUGAGGUUUUAAGUCUUUAAAUGAUUUUAAAACUUUUGAAUUGGUUGUUGCUAUAUUGAAACCGCCUAAAACUUAGUAUUCUCCGCAUUUGGAAAAAUAUACAUUAUUUAUAAAAUUAUUUAAAGUCAAUCCCAUUGAUUCAAUUUCUCCCAUUCCAAAUUCAUUUGAAAAUAAACCUUUCAUUAAAUAACUUCCAUUUUUAAAAUUCUCGAUUUUAUCUGUACAUUAAUUUAUAGUUCCUUCUUUUAAUACAGAAUUAAAAGGACAUUAUUUAAAAAAGCAUUCUCCAUUUAAAAGAAAAUAACCAUCAUCACAACUAACACACACAUUAGUUAAUAUAUUACUUAUAAUGCCGCAAUUCUUGAUAGAUUUAGGCAGGCAAUAAUCAUCUUUAACGUAAUAUCCAUCUUUACAUUAUUCUACACAUUAAUGAUCUUAAAAAUAUUUAUAUAAUCCUUAACAUCUG
Molecule: messenger RNA, 1156 nt
Organism: Ichthyophthirius multifiliis
Lineage: Eukaryota; Ciliophora; Oligohymenophorea; Hymenostomatida
Exons: 1
Source: RefSeq, a predicted model, not a curated record